Molecule: messenger RNA, 9409 nt
Organism: Planococcus citri (citrus mealybug)
Lineage: Eukaryota; Metazoa; Arthropoda; Insecta; Hemiptera; Pseudococcidae
Gene: slpr
Product: slipper
Exons: 13
Coding region: 363-3332 (989 amino acids)
Biological process (GO): protein phosphorylation; signal transduction
Cellular component (GO): cytoplasm
Molecular function (GO): protein kinase activity; protein binding; ATP binding
Source: RefSeq, a predicted model, not a curated record
UGUUGCUUUUUGUUCUUCGAAAAGUUUUGAGAACUUGGGAAGAGAAAUGUGAAAAACAAAUUCGAUAAAGUGUUUCAAUUGCGGAUGAUAACGUAUUUGCGCGAAUAAAUCGUCAUAGUCAGGUGAAACUGUGUUCGAAAGGUCGUCGAUGAAAUUUCAGUGAAAUUCGCCAGAUCAUUUUUAUUCGCGUACGUUGACAUGAAUUUAUUGGUAUUCGAACGGAUUUGCUCGGAAACUAAAUACCAAUAGAAAGGAUCAAAAGAUGAAUAGAACUUGUAUUCAAUAUUCACACGAGGUUUGCACUCUACUAUAACGUUGCUUCGAGUAAUUAUCAUCAUAAAAAAAUCCAAAUCUCAUGACGAAUGCCUCCACUAACAAAAUCCAUGGACCCAGUUGAUUCACCUUAUGGAACCCGAGACCACGAUAUAAAUUUCGAUACCAGAUCUCUAUGGAUAGUGUUUUACGAUUACAAGGCUCAAAAUGAAGACGAGCUCGACCUGCGCCGAGGAGAACAAGUCGAAGUGCUAUCCAAAGAUGCCAAGAUAUCCGGCGACGAUGGCUGGUGGACUGGCAAAAUCGGCGAUAAAGUUGGAAUUUUUCCUUCCAACUUUGUUACCAGAACUGGCACGCAGAUACCUGUCAUCGAUGUAAACGAAUUGAAUUUGAUCAAAGAGAUCGGUGCCGGAGGUUUUGGACGUGUUUUCGGAGGAUACUGGAAUAACGAAGAAGUGGCUGUGAAAAUAGCUAGACAUGAUCCUAGCGAAGAUGUCGAAGUCGCGAUUGAAAAUGUGCGACAGGAAGCUAACUUAUUUUGGUUCCUCGACCAUGAAAAUAUAGUUCAUUUAUUAGGUGUUAGUUUAGAGUUUCCUAAUUUAUGUCUGAUUAUGGAGUACUGUCGCGGAGGUGCUUUAAAUCGUAUACUAGCUGGCAGGAAAAUCAGACCUGAUGUUUUACUAGAUUGGGCUAUACAGAUCGCCCGAGGUAUGGAUUAUCUUCAUAAUCGUGCUCGUAUUCCUGUUAUUCAUCGAGAUCUCAAGUCGUCCAAUGUUCUACUCAAGGAACCUAUAGAAAAUGACGAUUUGCAAUUCAAGACGUUGAAAAUAACCGAUUUUGGAUUAGCCAGAGAGAUGAACCAUACGACAACCAUGUCAGCUGCGGGCACUUAUGCGUGGAUGGCUCCCGAAGUUAUUAGUAAAUCGCAGUAUUCGACUAGUAGCGACGUUUGGAGUUAUGGAGUGGUACUAUGGGAAUUGCUAACCGGCGAAACACCUUACAAAGAUAUAAAUCCGUAUGCGGUCGCAUAUGGAGUCGGUAUGAAUAAAUUAACGUUACCUAUUCCGACAACGUGUCCGCAAGCUUUCAGAGAUCUUAUGGAAGUGUGUUGGAGUCCCGACCCGCAUAAAAGGCCGAAAUUCGACGAAAUAUUGAAGCAUUUAGACGUCAUUGUACAUUCCACGUUUCUACAAACUCCUCAUGAAUCAUUCCAUACCAUGCAAGAUGGCUGGAAAGCUGAGAUCGAAGAAGUUCUGCUAGGUCUUCGCAAUAAAGAAAAGGAAUUGCAAUGUCGCGAAGAAGAAGUUCUCAAAGUAGCCGAGAAGAUCAAAAUCAAAGAAAAAGAGCUGCAGUUGAGAGAAUUCGAGCUAGUUCAACGAGAACUUAACUUAAUGAUCCAGCAACAAGCUCCGACGCCUAAAAAGCGUCGUGGCAAUUUUAAUCUUAAUAAGUUGAGAAAAAUAAUGUCCAAUAAGAAACCUAUCGUCAGUUCGCCGAUUAAUUUUCGACACCAGAUUACCGUACAAGAAACCGUAGUCGGCGAGCGAAAGUGUUUCAACAUGAGUGUGCCGAAUUCUCCGCCAUCCUCACCUGGGGUUCCGAGACUCCACAUAGCGAUGCCUGCGGACGGACUGAAAGGAAAAACAUGGGGUCCGAGUACGUGCCAUCAAAAAGAACGAGGACAAAUAAUCGACCUCAGAAGCACCGUACCGGUUACCGAUAAAAUUUGGUCCAAAUCAGCGCCCAAUUUGGAGAAACAUCAAGCCCAUUCGAGAUCAAAUUUCGGCGUCCUCAGUGAAAUAGAUUACCAAUAUACACCCGCUGAUAACGAAUGGCUGAGCGACGAGUCGAGUACUGCGAAUUUAUACCAUAGCUCCAAAGAAGAUAGCCUUUUAAUUAAUACGAAAUCGCAAAAAUGCUCAAACGUAGAAGUAUUAUUAUGUAAUAUGGCCUCGAUGUUAGCCAGCGUGGCUGCUGGAUACGAUAUACGCUUAUCAAAUGUAACCAACGUGCAUCCUAGAUUUGUGCCGGAACGGGAUGAACCAUCGCAUCAGAGGUACUGGCAGGGUGAUCAUGCAAGACCAUAUUUAAAUACUGAUUACGAUUAUUCGUCUAGUUCAUCGAGUUAUGCUCGUAAUACGUAUCACGGACCAGUGAAACAUUACCGACCGUCGUUAACCGAUACCAUAGAUUUUAAACCGCUUAGAUUUACCGAUUCUCCGCAGCAUAAUGUCUCAUCGAAGCAUAGUACUCCUAGAAGAAAAAUUAGUAAUCCUGGUGUAGAUAUCGAGACAUCGUAUCCUCCUCCUCCUGCACCUUCGGGAGGCUUGACAGCGUACAGCUCUACCGAUUCUAGUUGCAGAUCUGACUAUUACCGAAGUCCAGAACAUCAUGCUACCCCUUCAGGUUACCAAUACCAAAGCAAUAACGAUUACCCCGCUUACGGCGACGAACCAGCAUAUCACUCUUAUUACGACAAUCCGUCGACGAUAGCUAGUAACGGUAUACGAAGUCCGAGACGUUCCUCUCAUCGAAGAACUCCAUCGAACACAUCGAAUAGUAUAGGUAUCAGCAAUAAUAACCCGGCUUAUCCUCUCGAAGGAGAAGAAGGAGCGGAGAUGUUUUAUUCGCCGUAUACACGAAGAGCAGGCGACUACUCGGGGUACUUUUCGCGUCAAAAUUCAGUCGAGUCGUCGUCCGGCGAAAGGCCUAGUUUCUUGGAUGUGGGAUCGACGACCAAGUUACGUUCUAGUUUAAAACGAUCGAAUUACCUGUCACCGGCGCUCAGGGCACAGAAUACUGGUGGAUCUUCGUCUUCUGGUCCUGGGUCGCCGACGAAUCCAACGCCUCCGGAAAGUGUUACUAGCGAGGAUAGCAGCUACAUGUCAGCUAGAGAUAGCUCAUCUAACUCUAUAUCGCGAGUAAGAUUCUCUCCGAAUACGUUAAUGGAUGUGCCAUGUCAUUCGCAAGACUCGAGUCAUCGUCGACCAUACAGCAGAGAGUCAUCGAGGACGAGAAGACCGUCGUAUUCGGACUACGAUCGUGAUUAUUUAUCUUAGUGCGUACUACCUUCAUAGUUACAGGGUUUUUAAUUUACGAGCUUCAGUAUUAUGUAUUUUAUCGUGUUUUAUUUUUACCUAAUCACCUAAAAAGCUGAGAGUAGAGUCACGUGAUUUUGAUUUUACUUCCUCUAUAUACGAAAUUUGAUCAGCUUUCGUGCUGCUUUUUUUUCUACGGUGCCAUCGUUGGCUAAAUAAUGAAAAAAGCGUUGUAUUUUUUUUUUGCCUGCCUAGAGGGAGGGAAGGGUUGGCUGAUUUUAAUGUUAUUUUAAAUUAUUUCGAUUUUGUUCCAGAGUUUAUGUUAACUAAUGGGACAGUUUUUUUAAUUUUAACGACGAGUCCGGCGUCAUGGAGACAAUCAGGUGAAUUUUUAAUAAUUAAUAAAUCAACGCUUUAUUCGUUAUGAUAAAUUAAUAACGAAUACAUUCAUUUCAUACGUUAACGUAUACUAGAGCGUUGUUGCUUUUAAAUAUUUGAUUAUACGUACGUCCGAUGUGUUUCAUUUUGCAUGACGUAUACGCGAAUCAAGUACGACAAUUUUUUCAUGUGAUACUUGAAAACACCACACAUUGUUUAACUUUUUGCGGCAUUAUUGCGCGAGCGAGCUUUUAAAAGACUUGAUAGGUAUAUAAAUGAAAUACCUAUGUAUGUAUUUUACAAGCAUUCGAGGAGUCUAUAAAGUAGCAGUAUUAACGGUGAAGAAUUCCUGCGGAAUAUUUGUGUUUUAUAUUAUUUAAAAUUAAGGUGUUUUUUUGAAUUUUUUUUUUUUACCUACUCGUGUACGCACAAACGACGAAGGAUUUUUUUUUCAAAAUGUACGCGUGGUUUGAGUUUAAACGCGUCAAAGAAAAAGCUCGAAUGGAAAAUUGGACGAAUGUUCAUACGACCGAGUCGUAUAGUCGUUAUAUAGCAACAUAUUAUCAACUUUUUUUUCGUUUUAUUUUGUUUACUGAUGAAAGCAAUUUUUUAUCAAGCUAUUGCCGAGCAGAAUAUUCAAAGGAGUCGAGUUAGCAUUUGUACGAGUGAAAAUGAAAACAAAUUUUCAUUAUAUUCGCUGGUAUUCGUUUUAGGUAUUCUUUUUGCGUUUGAUUUUGAUUUCUGAAAAAAAAAAUUGAAAACGCAGGUUUUAUAGUUUUUAAUGAGUGGGAUGAAGAAAUGCGAUAUGAAGAACGAAUAAUCUGUUUUUGUAGUUUUUCGAAGGGAAAAAAUGUCCAUCUGAUUGUCGAAUGAGUUGGGGGGAACCUCAAGAGAUUGUAGGAACAAUUUUGGAUCUUUGAUUUGAACCAUCACUUUUCUACUGGGGUUUCAAAUUUUUAAAUUUACACCGAAAAACAAAAAAAAAUUUCGAAAUUUUUUUUUGUGUUAAUUGAUCAUAUUACAUCUACUUAGAAGUAAUAAGACCGUUUUUGAAUUUUUUCCCACCAUUUUCAAGGGUUUCGCAUGACUUGCAAAAAUGAUAUCUAGACCUAGGUAUUCAAAAGUUGUGUAAAAUGACUUAAAAUGAUGAAAAAAUUUCAAAAAUAGUUUUCUUGUAAGUCGAUGUAAUUAAUAAUGAUCAAUUGAACAAAAAAAAAAAUGGAGUAACUUUUUUUUGAUUUUUAAUGUAAAUUUCAGAAUUUGAAAUUAAAGUGGAAAAGUGAUGGUUCAGAUGUGAGGUCUAAAAUUUUUCCUACAGUCUUUUGAGAUCCCCCCCUCCACAAUUUUUUAUCGUAUCCCUUCAACAAUUUUACAAAAGAAUCAUCAAAUUAAAAAUUUUUUAGUCAAACCCCGAAGUUCUAUGCUGCAUUUUUUUUCUUUUUUUUUUGGUAUUCUGUGCCUUAUAAUAUGUACCUACUUAUAGUGUUUUUUUUAUCGUGGAAUUCAAUUCAUUUUUUGAAAUUAGGAAAAUAGAAGCAUUAUUUGAUAAUUCCUUGCUUGUGUACGAAAAUAAGAUUGAGAGAAGGGGACGAACCCUUAAAAAAAUGCCCACUUUGAUCAAAGUUGAAAAUAUUUUUAAAAAAUUCAAAUUCAACUUUGAAAAUUUUUGAACACUGAAAAUUGCAUGGAAAAUUGAGUGUUUUCUUUGAAAGCUCACUUUCAACAUUUCGUGAUGAAAAAACAUUGAGAAUCUCAUUUAAAAAUUUGAAAAGCCAUCAAGUUUGUAUUAUUAAGAGUAAAAAUCGAGUGUGGUUUUCGUUUUAGGACCCAUGAACUGGAGAAGGAAGAGGAGCAGGAGUGGGUGGAGUGGGAGGGGGGGGUUGGCAGGCUUUUCAAAAAUUCACGUCCAACAAAAAAAGUCGUGUCCAUCUUUCUAUUGGUAUGUUUUAAUGCUGAGUUCGAUUAUCGAAUUUUUUUGCAUUUCAAUCCCUUUUACCACCCCCUCUUCCUGACCCCUGCAGCGUACAAGUAAAGAAGGAUCUUACCCGUGGAGGUGACGAAAUCAGCCCUUGACUUGAAUUGGCUCAAAAGUAAUCCAAAAUUUCACUCGUGAAUGUCUCAAUAAUUUUUGAAAAACACCUCCUGACAAAAAAUGAAUGAAGAUGUAAUUCUAGACAAAUUUUUCAAAGCUUCAGCUCUCGUUUUGCUCAAAUUAUUGUUCAAAUUUUCAAACAUUUUUGACGAUAAAAAAUAAACUCGAGGAAUUAAUUGAAAAAAUGUUAAUUCUUUGUUCCAACCCAUAAUUUUUUUCAAGUUUUGAUUAUUCGUAAUUUUUUGAACUUUUAUUUGAAAUUGUUGUUUUUGAUCACCCUCUCCCCCCCCAACCAUUCGGUCGUAUCACCCCUGAUGAAUCUCUCUGGUGUUUUUUUUUUUUUUUUUUUUUUGUUUCCUAUUCGAUUUAUUUAUUUAUUUUUAGCUCACUUUGUUCUCGGUCAAAUUUUUGUGAUCCUAGUUUGAAAAUAGAAUUCAGAAAAGAGCGAAUUUGAUUUUCCAAAUGUUAUUCUACGAAGCUCACGAUUCAUAUUUCAAAAAAAAAAAAAACACAAACAUUUGCAGGAAUUAGUUUCUUGCAUUUGUAAUUUUAAUUUUUGAUAAGCACGUUUACGUGUGUUAAUUCUAAAAUAUCAAAGACGGACAUUUUUCAUGUAGCCAAACGAGCCAGGGUGUCAAAUUGACGAAGAACUUGAGAAAUAGUUGCAUAAAUAAUUAUUGAAUGAGAUGAAAAUGAGAACAGAAUCAUGUUCGGUAUUUCUUCUCCACACCUCUUCCCCCUCCUCCGUCCACAAAAAAUUGAUUUUUUAUGAAAUAGAAAAUUAUAUUUUAUUUAAAUGAUUUUAUCGUAAUAAGAAAUUCUGAUUUUUGGGCGGGGGGAGGGGAGACGAAGUGAAAUUUACAAAACUGAAAAACUUGGAGGUGAAAAGAUGUGGAAUCAGUAUUUUAAUUCCAGUUUUAAAAUUCUUUGCAAUUAUGUAUACUUUUUUGCCUUGUUUGUGACCCCCCCCUCUUUCAGAAAAUUGAUUUUCAAAGUUGAAAUAAGUGAUUCAAACAUUUCAGGUUUUCAACCAAUUUUCAGCAUUUUUCAAGCCUAAAAAACUGGCUGGCUCUAAAAUAAAAAUAAGAGUCCUCAAAAAUGUGAAGGGCUAAUUGUGAAAGUCGCUUUAGUCAGCAGUGAUUUUUGUACAAAUCAAUGAAAACAUUGUUGUCCUGCUUCAGUAAUAAUGUAAAAACUUCAUGGUCAAGUAUUAAAAAAACAUCUUCAACUAUCCCAGAAUGUAUUACAAUACUCAUUUUUCCCUUUAAAAUUGAUGAAAUAUGAAAAAAAAAUGUUUAAAGUUGUGUGAACAAAAAAAUGACUAAGGCGACUUUCACAAUUAGCCCUUCAUGUGUAUUGCACCCAAUUCCCAAGAUGGAAACUAAGUAAGAUCAUGCGUUUGAAAUAUGGAAUCAUUCGUGGGAAAAAAUCCACACCCCUCUCUCCUUUUUUAAACUUCUGACCAAUUUCAUUUUUUUUAAAAAUCGAUUUUCAUUUAUCUAGACCAUUUCAAUGUUAUAUUCACCCUUUCCUCCUCUUCUUCAUCCUUUUUUCACGUUUUACCGCAGAAAACAUUUUAAACACGUGUAAAAUAUCAUUGAAAAAAAAUUGCAAAUGUAAAAAAAAAAUUAAUUCAACUGCGAAUGCGAGUAGAUUAAUUGCGUGAUGAAUGAAGUACGUUCCCUGGCGAGUAAUUUAUCUAUGGCUUUUGGACAGAGUUGUUUUUUUACGCACAUGCGACACUCGAAAUUACCUAUGAACUUUUGUACAUUAUAAUUUAUAAUACAUAUAAACACAAUAAUUUGAGUACUAGGAAUUCUGUUUUCUCAAUUCGCGUAAUUUUUUGUGCGACGAUGGGGUAUUUUUAAUUGACACACCCCUUUGUUCAGACUCCGACUGUUUUUGAAUAUUCUGCUCGAUUUGAAAAAUUUCCCUCGAGAAAGCUCGAUGCAUUGGUUAAAAAUUUUGAAAGAGAAAAAAAACCGUCAUACCAAAUAAUUAGACUGAAAUUGACUUCAGUGAAACGGUACUUAUGUUUUUUUUGAAUUUAAUCAAAGAGUUUAAGUACCUCGUGUGUCAUAAUUGCAUAAGCAAUGUAAAAUGUAUUUUUAAUGUUUGUAUAAAUUAACGUUCACAACGUCUACCAUUUUUUAAAAAAUAAAUAUUGUGAAUGUAUUAUGUAUAUAUAGACUUUCUCGUUAUAUAUGAUUCUUAAAAUGUGUAGAUUAAUCAAAAAACCCUCAAAAAAAAGGAAAAAAAUAUAAGCGCGUAUUAUAAGGGAUAGCUUCACGUACUACCUACUUCGAAAGUACAGCCAUUGCUCAGAGUUUAAAAGCUAGAAUGGUAGAUAUCAUUUUUCAUAACUUACCAUCGAAACUUUAUAGGGUGUUAUUUUAAACCUAAAAAGGUGGCCUUUGUUAUAUACGAGAGUAUAUGACGCUUUUAUGUAUAACCUUUGAAAAGCCUUGUUAAAAAUGGCUCUUCAACGAGGUCUAGUCAAAUUUCAUCGAAGAUUUAUUUACAUUUAUUAAACCACCUCUAUACCGCGCCGUUGUCAUUUUAACAUGUAAACGUAUUUUCCAUUCAAUAUGUGUAAUGUGUUUGCUUGUGAUGUGCAUUUUCUUUCACCAUAAGACACGUUUACGUUUAACGCUUCACUGAUAACGUGUCUGUUGUGUUUAAACUCGUAUUGCCCGAGUAUUGAUUUAAUCAAAGUGACAUUUCUUCGUAUUAGAUUUUGCAAAUAGUAUAUGUAUUAGAGUACUCCCCCUCCCCCCUGCAAACCACCUCAUACUAAUUGAAUAUUUCUACCCUAAUGUUUUUGUUUUUCUCUCUAAAAUAGGGAGAAAUCUGGGAACAUUCGAUCGACAAGAAAAAUAAAAAAAAUACCAGCAACUUUGUAAUUAAACGUCGUCGUUAUAUAAAGCAACAUUUACACUGCCAAUGUUUUUUUUUGUUUUUUUUUUUAGAAAGAAAAAAAUCAUUUUAAGAAGUUUUAUUUAUUUAUUUUUUUUUUACUUAAUCUUGGUUAACCAUUCUGAGCGGAUUAAGAAAUGGCCGUACACUUUAAACGAGUAUCAAGUUGAAACAUUUCUAAAGAAAUUAUUUUUAAAGGCUGUGUUUAAAGCGAUAGCAUCGUGUUUUAUUAGGUACUUUAAUUAUUUUAAAUAUUUUUUUGCAUUUUUCUUCCCAUCUGUAUAAUGUGCCUAAAAAAUUAAUUAUUCUGGUCUUGCGUUUUUUCCCCUCCUUAAUCCUUAAAAAAGUGCAAUAUAAUUAAUCGAAGCUUAAGUUUUGUUUUUGUGUAAAUCGAGAGUUUUAAAACAUUAUAAACAAAAAAACGCGUAAUACAUACGAGAAUUUUUAACUACUUAACUGACGAUACCUACUAUACUACAUUAUGAUGUUGAAUACGUGUAAUUAGCUUUAAUUUUAUUUAUAUAAAAAUAAUUUAGGUUUUUUUUUCUCUAGAAAAAGUAAGCGAGACAUUCCAAAAAACGUGUAUUUUUUGUUUGUUUAUUUGUUUUAUUAUUAUUUUUUUUUUAUCGCGAAAUUAUUCGAAGAAAAAAAUGUGUCAACGAAAUGCUCAAAGUGUAAAGUAACCAGAAUACAUUCCUUUUUUUCAAUUUUA